Messenger RNA from Dermacentor andersoni, 1132 nucleotides. Lineage: Eukaryota; Metazoa; Arthropoda; Arachnida; Ixodida; Ixodidae. The record is from RefSeq and is a predicted model, not a curated record.
CCGUAUUCUGUAGCGGUUCCUUUGGGAACCGGUUCCUUUGGGCUGUUGCCAUUGGUCGGCGUUUCGUUGUCGUCAUCCCUGGUGGGCGGGACGACAAAUUUUGAUGACGUCACACAGGUUGCCAAUCUUCUGGAAAGGAACCGGUUCCCUGCUAGGAGAGGAACCGCGGAGAAGUGGUUCUCUCGAGGGUCGCGCGCGGGGGCGAGCAUGAUGUCGAGGGUUGCUAGGGCAACCGUGGCUGCCGGCUAACCUCGCGCCAGCUGACGAGCCGGCACCUAGACGAGACGAGACAGAGACGGCAAUGGCGGCUCCUUUGGUUGUGUUGCUGGGGAGUGCCGAAAGACAACGACGCGACGAGAGGCAACGACGCGACGCGUUCGGCAUGGCCGAAGAAGAGUUUCGAAGGCAUUUUAGGCUCUCCAAAGACAUAGUGUGACGUCUUUGCGAUGAGCUGGAAGGACAUCUCGGACCUCAAAGAUUUCGUGGUGUCGACAUUACGAUGAAAGUGCUGUGCGCGCUGCGGUUUUUUGCCACCGGGAGCUUUCAACAGUGCGUCGGGAAUGAAGAAGCGAUUGCACUGUCGCAGCCUUCGAUCAGCCGGAUCAUUACAGCCGUCGCCAAGGCCAUUACGGUUGUGGGCAAAGAAAAAGGAUGGGUUAGAUUCCCAUCCACGGCGCAACAGAAAGCCGCCGUCAAGGAAGGCUUUCUUAGCCGUGGAAAAAUUCCAGGAGUUCUAGGAUCUGUGGACGGGAGUCUGAUAGCCAUCGUUCGCCCUAAGAAGCUCGGCCCCGGCGAAACGGAAUCGUACUGGAGCCGUAAAGGGUAUUACGCCCUCAACUGCAUGGUCGUGUGUGAUGCAAAGCUGAAUAUCCUGGCAAUUGACCCACGGUUUCCGGGAUCGUGCCACGAUUAUUUCGUUUGGAGGCAUUCUGCAUUUCGCCGCCGCCUCACUCGUGGCCUGUUACUUCAUGGAGAAGUCUUGCUUGCGACAUGUGGUGCUGGAGUGAUUAUAAAGGAUCAAAUGGGUAGCUCGAGUUCGGGUACCUUCACGAGAAGAGGUACGAAAAGUAGAGUAAGGAUCCCAGAUACUGGCAGCAUAUUCGAGAGUAGACCUUAGAGUAGACCUUAAAAU